Molecule: messenger RNA, 1507 nt
Organism: Salvia miltiorrhiza (redroot sage)
Lineage: Eukaryota; Viridiplantae; Streptophyta; Magnoliopsida; Lamiales; Lamiaceae
Exons: 9
Coding region: 229-1233 (334 amino acids)
Cellular component (GO): membrane
Source: RefSeq, a predicted model, not a curated record
AAGCCACGACGUGUUCAAAUUCGAUUUUCCAAUUACGAUUUUUUAUUACUACAAAAAGGGCUGAACUCAAAUUUAACUACUCUUCUUCCAUUCUUAUCUCUCUCGAUUCCUUCUCAAAUUCCCAUUUCCCAUUGCAAAAUCCGAUUUUUUGUAUUUUUUUUUUCAUCUGAUCCUAUUUGAUCUGUUCCUAAAUUGAGUUUGUGUUCGUUGUCGUGAUUCAUUGCUUCAAUGCAGAUGAAGCUGCUUGUGAAUGAUGAUCCUACUACCUUGAGUUAUUGGUUGGAUUGGAGAGUGUUUCUAUGUGCAGUAUGGGUAUUGACACCUAUGGUUGUUGCAGCAUUUCUAAUAUGGAAGUAUGAACGUUCAGGAAAUUCCAAAUCCGAUGUAGGAGGGUACCAGCAAGAGAGCUCGCAUUUGCACUCUGAAAAAUCAUGGAAACCUUGUCUAAAAGAAAUUCAUCCUAUUUUCCUGAUGUGCUUUCGGAUAAUUGCUUUUGGUCUGCUUUUGGCAGUUGUAUCUUUUGAUCUUGCUUUACAUGGAGCUGAACUGUUUUACUACUAUACUCAGUGGACUUUUACUUUGGUCACCAUCUAUUUUGGGCUUGGAUCAUUACUUUCUAUACGUGGAUGUUUUUACAAUCUCAAAAUAGAUAGCAACAGUAAGUGCUAUUUAACUGAGGAUACCGAGCAGGGUUUGCACUUGCCUUUAGCACAUGGAAUGAAUGGAAAUGGAGUGAGGUUUCAGGAGAGGUUGGACGAUCGUGGAACAUUCCAUGCUCUGAUAACUUCUGGCGUGUGGGAUGAUCUCUAUCAAGUUUUAUUCCAGAUGACAGCAGGGGCAGUAACUCUCACUGAUAUUGUUUACUGGUGCGUGAUAUUCCCAUUCAUGGCACUGAAAGAUUAUGAGAUGAGUUUUUUGACAGUCGCAACACACUCUGUGAAUGCUAUCUUGCUCCUUGGGGAUACAGCUAUGUGUAGUCUGGAAUUCCCAUGGUUCCGGAUUUCUUACUUCAUUUUGUUGACGGGUAUUUAUGUGAUAUUCCAGUGGAUUGUUCAUGCCUGCGUCUCAAUUUGGUGGCCAUAUCCUUUUCUUGAUCUAUCAGCAGACCUCGCUCCAAUGUGGUACCUAGUGGUAGCAUCGAUGCACGUUCCCUGCUAUGCCAUCUUCCUCAUGUUUGUGAAAGUGAAACAUUGGUUACUAUCCAGAUGCUUCCCUCAUUCGUAUCAAUCUUAGCCCAUAAAUUUUGGGAAGAUCGAAUGUGUCUUCUUGUUGUAACGUGGAAGAAAGCAAAUCUUACAAUCCAUCAAGAAAAUUCAUUUCUGGAGAAAAGAUUGAGAGAUGUUUGCACAACUGCAGAAUAUAGGAGGUAUGUUAUUUGGACCAAGUUUGGAGGGUUUAAGGAACUGCUCUCCAAUGCUAGAAAUUUGAGAUUCUUUUACCUCAUUCAUAUACAAAUACAAAAAAGGAACAAGUGGUAUUAUUUGAAUCCAAAGGGUUUUGUUGGUUA